Messenger RNA from Oncorhynchus gorbuscha (pink salmon), 1205 nucleotides. Its product is annotated as transmembrane protein 252-like. Lineage: Eukaryota; Metazoa; Chordata; Actinopteri; Salmoniformes; Salmonidae. Bases 232 to 801 code for a protein of 189 amino acids. The transcript has 2 exons. The record is from RefSeq and is a predicted model, not a curated record.
AUCACCAUAGGGGAAAACGUGACAACAGAACCUUCCUCCUAGCAGUCAUACUGUAGUAGAACGACAGGAAACAUUUGGUUUCUUCUGCACCAUUCUGCUUCUGUAGAUGUACUGAUAGCACCCUACCAUCUACUAAACCUGCCAACCAACCUUCAGUUUCCAUCACCUCUCCUUCCACCUGCAGAGAGAGAGAAAGAAAUCACCUUAAGAAAGGGAGAGAAGGCAGUUAUCAUGGAUACGAGGAAGCACCUGUGUUCCCUGGCCCGUAUGUUGCUGCCUGCUCUGGGCUUUGUCCUCAUCUGUGUGGGGGCCUACCUGAUGUCCCUCCACAAUGUCUACAACAGCUCCCUGUGUUACAUCCUGGCCUACAUCCUCAUUGCCUUUGGCUUGUGUUGCCUCCUCACCGGGGUCUUCUGGACCAUCUGCCAUGGCAUGAAGAGGAAGAGGCAGAGGAGCAGCAGCCACCACACCACUGCACACCUCCAUGUCUACACCGUUGACAGACCCAGAUUCCACCUUCCUUCAUAUGAGGAGUCUCAGCACAACCACACCUCUGCCUUCUCUGCUACUGCAGCUUACUCUGUGCUGGGGCUCUCUGAAGACGGCCUGAGGUUCAAUCUGGCCCCCCCUCUGUACACCCGGGACAUCUCUGAGGCCCCAGACGACACCUUCAACCAUGAAGAACCACCUGCUUACUCUGAGAUGGCCAUGCAGCUGCACAGGGAGCCACAGGGGCUUCCACAGCAACCAGAACAUUCCGGUUUGGACAGAGUUCCAUGUCCUGAGCUGGACGGUCGAUAGGUGGUGGACUCUGGAAGGUGAUGACAUCACCUUUGUGUACUGUUUAAAACGACUGUCUCCCUGCCUGACCUUUGACCUCUGAUCUUUCAGGAGAUUUAAACUACAUGGCCCUUUCUGCUCAGAGAGAGGUUUUCUGGAGAACGGAGACAGGUGAGAGUGAUAGCUAGGAAUGAGACUGUCUUGAGCUUUUGCUGAGACCUGAGAUACUAUGUGACUGAAAACAUCUUUGCUGUUUCACAUGUGGCUGAACGGUAGUAACCAAUAGCAACAGGUCAUACAGUGAGCUACAGGUUGAUCAAGACAAAUGUCUACAGAAUGCUAGUGAAGAAUAACAGUCUAGGUAUGGAUGUCUCUAUAAAUCUGAUGCACUUUAAAAAACAAAGACCUACUUGUUUUUGCUCGUU